Molecule: messenger RNA, 3019 nt
Organism: Nylanderia fulva
Lineage: Eukaryota; Metazoa; Arthropoda; Insecta; Hymenoptera; Formicidae
Source: RefSeq, a predicted model, not a curated record
UUGGCUACUUCAAUUUCUAACCUUAUCACAAACGUUGAGAAAACCACGUUUUUAGAAACUUGACUAGCGAAUAGCACGCAUUUUAUGCGUGUAUCUUUAUCUGUGAAAAGUUAAUAUUUAUUUUUAACUAAAAUGGGGAAGAAAUCGAAAAUUGGAAAGCAAAGAAAAGAUAAAUACUAUCAAUUAGCCAAAGAAACAGGUUACAGAUCACGUGCUGCUUUCAAAUUAAUACAAUUAAAUCGCAAAUUUGAAUUUCUACAAAAGUCCAGAGUAUGCAUCGACCUAUGUGCAGCACCUGGUGGCUGGAUGCAGGUUGCCAGGCAAAAUAUGCCAGUAUCAUCGUUAAUUAUAGGAGUAGACCUGUUUCCGAUAAAGCCUAUACCAGGAUGUAUUAAUCUUACAGAAGACAUUACAACAGAUAAAUGUAGGGUGGCUAUCUCGCGUGAAUUGAAAACGUGGAAGGCUGAUAUUGUUUUAAAUGAUGGUGCUCCUAAUGUAGGAAAAAAUUGGCUCCAUGAUGCGUAUCAACAAGCUGUGUUAACGUUAUCAGCUGUUAAAUUAGCAAGUCAAUUCUUAAAAGCUGGUGGUUGGUUUGUAACAAAAGUAUUUCGAUCUAAAGAUUAUCACCCAUUGAUCUGGGUGCUAAAGCAGUUAUUUAAAAAGGUACACGCUACUAAACCUCAAGCAUCACGUAAUGAAUCUGCAGAAAUCUUUGUAGUGUGUCAAUAUUAUAUUGCUCCUGACAAAUUAGAUCCCAAGUUCUUUGAUUCAAAGUAUGUAUUUUCUGAAUUAGAACUAGAAUCUAAAAAAUCUAACUUUCUUCAAUCGGACAAGCAGAAGAAACAGAAAGCAGAAGGAUAUCCUGAGAAUGACUAUACAUUGUAUCAUAAAUUAUCUGCAAAAGAGUUUAUUGCCUGUGAAGAUGCAAUAGAGGCUUUGCAAAAUGCUUCUGAAAUAGUGAUAGAUGAUGAAGUUAUUAACAAGCAUGAAAAAACGACUGCAGAAAUUAGAGAAUGUUGCAAAGAUAUCAAAGUACUUGGUCGAAAGGACUUGAAAUUGCUACUUAGUUGGUGGAAAUCAUUAAAAGAGACACAAGCUGAAACAAAAGAGAAAGAAGAUGUAGCAGAAAAUGAAACUACAACAGCAUCCAAAGCCAUUAGCCUUGAAGAUCAAGAAGAUGUGGAAGAUGUAGCAAUUGAAAAACAAAUUGUUGAGCUCAGGGAAGAAGAAGCUAAAGAAUUGAAACGAAAGAAAAAGAAAGCUAAUAAAGAGAGGAUAAAGUUGAAUGAACGCCUUAAUCUAAAAAUGAUUCAUAAGGCUGAUGAGGGACCUAAAUUAGAAGGGGAUGACAUGUUUAAAUUAAGCCAGAUUCAAAGUUAUGAGCAAUUGAAACAAGUUACAGAUCAAACGCCUGACAUUUUAGCAGAGAGCGAUGUAGAUUCGGACGAAGAGGAAAUCAAAUCAAAAAAGGUUUCUUAUGAAAAAGAAACUGGUCAUUUGGACAGUAAGGGCUUAUAUUAUAAGUCAGAAGAUAGCGAGGAUAAUGAUACGGAUGCUGAGUCAGAUGAUACAGAUAGUGAAAAAUCUGGACUAGGUCUGGAGGAUUCGGAAGACGAAAGUACAAAUAAAAUGCAAAAGAAGAAACAGCAACCUAAAGAUUCUGACAACAACCCUUUGCUAACUGAUUUAGAUUUCCGGGACAAAAAGACUAAAAAAAUUCAUAAAGCUGAACUUUGGUUCGAAAAAGACAUAUUUAAAAUAGAGAAUGAAGAUGACGCAGAUUAUGAAUUAGAUAGAAUGAUCGAGCAAUACAAGAGAAAAGGUGGACAUAUUCUUGGAGAAGAGAAGAUGAAGAAGGAAAUAAAUAAGGAAAAGAAACGCAAAAUUAGUGAGAGCAACGAUGAAAAUUCAGAUUACGACGUGGAAGAGAUGAUGGCACCGAAGAAAAAAGUGAAGCAGAUCGGUGGUAAAGACGGCUUUGAAAUAGUAGCACGAGAAACAGAUAAAGUAAAAAAAAGAAAGUUGACUUCUGAAGAUUUAGCACUUGGAUCUUUAUUGAUUCGCCAAAAAUCUCGAAGGGAUUUAAUUGACUCGGCUUGGAACAGAUAUUCGUUUAACGAUGAAAAAUUACCCGAUUGGUUUGUAAAAGAUGAAGAAAAACAUAUGAAGAAAGAUGCACCUGUACCUAAGGAACUUGUCGAAGAGUACGAGAAGAGAGUCCAAGAUUUAAAUGUUAGACCAAUUAAGAAAGUAAUGGAAGCUAAAGCGAGAAAAAAGAGACGCACAAUGCGCAAACUUGAAAAGGCCAAGAAGAAGAUGGAAGUGUUGAUGGAUAAUGUGGAUAUCAACGACAAAGAAAAGGCCAGACAAAUUAAAGCAUUAUACAAAAAAGCCAAGAAGGAACAAAAAGAAGUUAAAUAUAUCGUAGCAAAGAAAUAUACCGCGCAGAAGCGAGCUGUUCGGCCUCCUGGUGUGAAAGGUCGAUAUAAAAUAGUCGAUCCGAGAAUGAAGAAGGACUUACGCGCGGCUAAAGCUAAAGAAAAAACUAAAGGACGUGGUAAGAAAAAUCGAGGCGGAAACAAACCUAGGACAAGACCUAAGAAUGUGAAGAGGAAAAAUAAAUGAUUUCUAUAUUCAUAUGAUGAAUAAUAAUUUUUUAAUUUAAUUACGUUACAAUAAUCUUUUGCAUUAUUUGCAUAAUUAAUUGGUAUAUGUAAAUAAAUGUUUCUAUUCCACAAACUCAGAAUUUCUUUCUAUAUUAUAAAUUUUAUAUCGAUUUCAAUUUCUUUGAUUAUCGAUACUAAUUAAUUAAGAGGAUAAAUGAAGAGUGUACUGAUACUGAUUAAUAGAAGAUGUUGCGUAAUGCGAAAAAUGCAUAAAUUAUAGUAUCCAUUAACGAGGUAUAGGUCACAAAGUCUACACUUAGAAAUUGUUUACAUAUAGAUAUUCAAUCCUAUGCAUCAGUCUCAGCGCAGAAUAUACUAUGUUAAUAAAUAGUCGUGCAAUACGAUCUUACUCG